Messenger RNA from Humulus lupulus (European hop), 1344 nucleotides. RefSeq lists its product as uncharacterized. Bases 1 to 1344 code for a protein of 447 amino acids. The transcript has 2 exons. The record is from RefSeq and is a predicted model, not a curated record. NCBI's taxonomy places the organism in Eukaryota, Viridiplantae, Streptophyta, Magnoliopsida, Rosales, Cannabaceae. Gene Ontology annotation, molecular function: catalytic activity.
AUGGAGAAGUGCAACAUCCUUAGUUGGAAUGUUCGGGGUAUGAAUAAAGGUAAUAAACAGAGAGAUAUUCGCGACUUGUGUCGAUUGAAUAAUGUUGGUUUUGGGGCGCUCUUUGAGACCAAAGUCCGCCAUGAGAAAACAGCAGGAAUAAUUAGUAAUAGUUUUCCCAAUUGGGAUUAUUACUCGAGUAGUGUGAUAUCGUACAUAAUAUUGCUUAUUUGGCAAUCAAAAUUUGUGCAAGUUCAAAUUCUUGGUGAAGAUACUCAGUUUGUGCAUUGUAAAUUCAAAGUUUCUGGGCAUAAUACAGAGUUCUUUUUAACUGCUGUGUAUGGCUCAAACUCUAUGUUGGACAGGAAAAUUUUGUGGGAUAAGCUUGCUGGGUUAGGGUAUUUGAAUUUUCCUUGGAUUGUUUUAGGAGAUUUCAAUGCUAUUUUUAGCUAUCAAGACAGGAAUGGAGGUAGACCCAUAACUGCAAAGGAGGUUUAUGAUGCUCAAAAUUGGCUGUCUUUAGGCCAAUUAGAUGAAUUUCGCUGUGUUGGUUCCUCUUACACCUGGUCUAAUAAGCAUGAAAUAGGGGACCGAAUAUACUCAAAGCUGGAUAGGGUCUUUACUAAUGAGAAAUGGCUGAAUCUCUUUCCUAACACCGAAGGAAUUUGUAAAUGGGACAGUAUUUUAGAUCAUAGUUACUGUGUAAUCAAGAACCAUGUUAUAGGGAAUAUUGGUAUCAAGCCUUUUAGGUUCUUUGACUGCUGGAUGUUCCAUAGUAUGUUUAAAGUUAUUGUUCUUGAUAGUUGGAACAAAGCUACCUCUAAAGCAGGCCUUGCCAGAAUUAUCCUAAAGCUCUACAGGGUGAAACACAUGUUAAAGAAAUUCAACAAAAAUGAAUUGGGAGACAUUCCUCACAGCUAUCAGAUCAAGCUUCAAGAGUUGAUUCAAGCUAGGAAGAGGUAUGUUAGUUUCCUCCAACAAACCAGUAAAAUAACUUGGUUGCAAUUUAAUGAUGAAAACUCCCAUUACUUUCAUGCAAUCAUGAAAAAGAGGAGGGCUGAGAAUAGAAUUACUUCAUUUGUGGUAAAUGAGGAGGUGAUUGAUGAUUAUGAUAAGGUGGUAGAGCAUUACUUUAAUCACUUCAGGAACUUCAUGGGAAAGAAGAGUUCGGCCACUAAAAAGAUUGAUUCCAAUAGCCUGAGUUUUGGUGAAAAACUUUCUGUUCCGCAGCAGGUCAAAUUGAUCAGGCCAUUCACUAAGGAAGAUGUGAAAGAAGCUUUGUUUGUCAUUCACUCAAUUAAGAGCCCCAGUCCAGAUGGGUUUGGUUCAGGUUUUUUCAAAGGCCUUUUGGAAUGA